Molecule: messenger RNA, 568 nt
Organism: Geodia barretti
Lineage: Eukaryota; Metazoa; Porifera; Demospongiae; Tetractinellida; Geodiidae
Source: the annotation of a GenBank genome assembly
CUAACAGACAGCCUUCUUCGGGCUCAGAGAGAGACAUCGAAGAUUCGACCGUAGCGGCCGCCAUUUUGUUUUUACUGUUACCGUAGCAACACGACCGAACAUUUUGCGCAUGCGUGACCAGGUUCUCUCUCGGAUAAAGCCGCCCCAAUGCCGAUCAGCGAUGUCCUGUAUGCCACGGAGAGAUGCUAAAGAGGAUCAUUUGUUUGUUCUGCGUCUCGCUCUUGUCCGCAGACAAAGGGAACCUCAAGUUUCGGGAAGCGGCAGAACAAGUCGCACACGCUGUGCGUCCGAUGCGGAAGGAAGGCCUUCCACAUUCAGAAGAAGAGGUGUGCUAGCUGCGCCUACCCCGCCGCCAAGAGAAGAAAGUGUAAGUAAAGAGUGCGUGUUUGAAUGUAGAAGAGAACGUGUGUUCCCUGUAGAUAAUUGGAGUGUGAAGGCUAAGCGAAGGCACACAACGGGCACAGGGAGAAUGAAGCAUCUUCGUGUGGUCCAGAGACGGUUCCGGAACGGAUUCCGAGAAGGCACGCAGGCCAAGUCACAGAAGAGAAGAGCUCAGAAAACAGAUUAG